Penaeus chinensis is the source of this 3764-nucleotide messenger RNA. Its product is annotated as glutaminase liver isoform, mitochondrial-like. Gene Ontology annotation, biological process: L-glutamine catabolic process. The record is from RefSeq and is a predicted model, not a curated record. Lineage: Eukaryota; Metazoa; Arthropoda; Malacostraca; Decapoda; Penaeidae. Gene Ontology annotation, molecular function: protein binding; glutaminase activity. The transcript is spliced from 17 exons. Bases 607 to 2826 code for a protein of 739 amino acids.
GUACACGAGCUCAUUCUCGCUUUCGUCUUAUUUACGGCCGCACGUAGUAGUAGCACACACACGCGUACACAGAGCUCAGUACACUGAUUAACAGUCUCUAGAAACACCACAGGUAGAUAGAGUAAGGCCACUGAAAGACACACAGAGACGGUCCAAAGCGGAGGUUAGACCCAACACGCUUAUUUGUUCGUGAGGGUCUAUUCAGGGUGUUUAUAGUCGGCGUUCCUUCUCAUGUAAUCACCGGAAGCCGUGGAUUGUGAAAUUUCGUUUUAUGUAAUCAGUUCUUUUGCAUAGCUUUCCACGGGGUCACAUCAAGGAGUGUUCAUAGCAGAAGUUCCACAGAAAUUAGGAAAGACGAAAGUUCUGUUUAGGCCGUCAAGAAAAUUUCAGUGCGUUUUCUUUUUUGGUUGUGUUUCAGGGAUAACUGCAGAAAGUUAUCUAUAACAGUGGUCGGCGAGGAAAUAUAAUUCAAGACACUGCUCCGGCUGAUUUGUGAUAAAUUCAGAACAUAAUUUAAGAUUGCAGUGCCGGGAUAUCGUUGUAAAUAUAAAGGAAAGUGAACCAGUGAGCAGAUUUUCAACCAAGCAGACACCACCUUCCUCCUGCAUGGCGGCACAGACCCCUUCCACGUGGAUUACGUCUCUCGUGUUCCCUUCGCUGGAGGUGAUGAAGACCCCACAGCCUCACGUAGGACCCCAGCACCUCCCUCUGGCCAACGGACUCGUCAACGGCAGCCUCAGGCACGAGAACCAGGAGAACGGCCUGCCCAACGGCCUCCUGAACGGACACGAUCCUAACGUGCAGAAUAACGAAGUUGGGGAUCCGGCGAGAAACAUCCCGUUUUCUUUCCCGCCUAUGCCACCCGCUGUAACCCCGCCCAUCAUCGAGCCAACCCUAGCCAUUCGCCCCGAAGACUCAAAGAACUUGGAGAACUGCAUGAUAAAGCAUGACUCGACGCAUGGACAAGACCGCAAGAACCGCCCCAAGGAAGACUACAGCGCCGACUCGAACAGAAACACUGAAUCGAGGCGGAUUCGGUACCUCAGCCAGAGCGAGGACACACACGAGUACCUUUUUGGUGUUCCAGAGCCCUUGGAAGCCAUGAUGGAGGUGAGGGAGAAGGGAGAGGACGAAGAGAUGGAACUCAUGAGUAAGAAGUUGGGGGAUUUGUCGACCCUGGUUCGCGAACAUCUGGUUCAUGUGGAGAAUCGAUUAUUUGAGAUGUUCGGUGACAAGGAGAACCAGACCAUUAACAUCAACAAGUUUUUGAUGGGCCUGACCGCCACGGGACUAAGACAUUCCGACCAGCGGCUGGCGGAGAUGAGGAAGAAUCUGAGGAAAGUCCAAGAAAAGGUCGCAGCAUCCGACCCCCAAGCUCUCAUCGUCAAUUAUGAGACGUUUAUGAGCAUCAUCUCGGAAAAUCUUGAGAUCGUCGUGAAGGCUUUCUCCUCCUCCUUCGUCAUCCCGGACUUUCGCGGAUUCUGCCAUCACAUCGACGAAAUCUACAACAACUGCAAAGGGAACACUGAUGGCAAUAUCGCCUCCUACAUCCCCCAACUGGAACGUAUGAGAGCCGAUAACUGGGCCGUGUCAGUCUGUACAGUGGACGGUCAGCGUUACUCUUUGGGAGACGUCAACACUCCUUUCACGCUCCAGUCUUGUAGCAAGCCCUUGACGUACGCCUUGGCCGUGGGCUUGUACGGUACUCAGCACGUGCACAACUACAUGGGGAUGGAGCCGUCUGGCCGCUACUUCAAUGAGCUUUGCCUGGAUUUCAAUCACAAACCCCACAACCCGAUGAUCAACGCCGGCGCCAUCAUGACAGCCGCUCUCCUGAAGCCUGAACUGUCAGCCGCAGAUCGCUUUGACUAUGUAUUCCACAUGUACAAGCGCCUGGCCGGGGGGGAGUACCUCGGUUUCAACAACGGCGUGUUCCUGAGCGAGAGGGAGUGCGCUGACAGGAACUUCGCCCUCGCCUACUUCAUGAGGGAAAAUAAGUGCUUCCCUCCAAACACGAAGCUCCACGAGACCCUCGAUUUUUACUUCCAGCUGUGUUCGCUGGAGAUCACGGCGGAGGCAGGAGCGGUCAUGGCGGCGACCCUGGCCAACGGCGGCAUCAACCCACUGACCGGCGACCCCGUGUUGACCGUGGAAGCCGUGAGAAAUACCCUGACCUUGAUGCACUCCUGUGGCAUGUACAAUUACUCGGGGCAGUUCGCGUUCAAGCCAUUGAUAGACUCUCGACCUCUCUUCGCCGCUCAGGUUGGACUCCCUUCCAAAUCCGGCGUGUCAGGCUGCGUGCUCCUGGUCGUCCCCAACACCAUGGGCAUUUGCCUUUGGUCGCCGCCCCUCGACUCCAACGGGAACUCCUGCCGCGGCGUUCAGUUCUGCAUGGAACUCGUCUCGAGAUUCACCUUCCACAACUUCGACAACCUCCGCAACCACAUAACGACCAAGACGGAUCCCCGCAUGGCCAGAGCGGAGUCCCGCGCGCAAAUUCUCUUCGACCUCCUCUUCUCUGCUGCUGCUGGCGAUCUGUCCGCUCUCAGGAGACACUCGCUCUCAGGCACGAAUAUGGAGGCCAAGGACUACGACGGACGAACAGCUCUCCACGUCGCGACGUCGGAGGGCCACAUCGAGAUCGUCGAGUACCUCCUCAAGAACUGCCAGGUCAACCCGUUGCCCAAGGAUCGCUGGAGCCGAACGCCCCUCGACGACGCCCGGUGCUUCGGCUACCCUCGCUGCGGUGAACUCAUCAUCGACAUGUGCAAGAAAAGAGGAAUCGAAAUACCUCCCCCUGUAGCGGACGAUCCUAUGAAAGAGUAGAGAGGACCGCGCUUGGUACUCUUUAUAAUGUCGACGUCCCUUUUUAUAAGUGAUUUCCGUGCUGAAGAAGCGUAAAAGACACAGGGCGCGUGGUAGUAAGGGUCGAAGGUGCGAAUAAGAGGAGUCAGGGUCGGGAUUCGAAGCUUCGAUUCGCCGCCAAGUUUCGGAGCCGCUGUGUUGGAUGACGGAUUAUAGAUAUUGUUUUUUUUUUUAUAUAUAUAAGUUUGAAAUUUUAGAUACAUUGAUUCAGAUUUGUUGUUAGAUCUAUUUUUAUAAGAUAAUGCCUUUUUGUAAGAGCACUGUUGCCCCCUUACGUGAAUGAAGACAUGCAUACAUACAUACAUACAUAUAUAUAUAUAUAUAUAUAUAUAUAUAUAUAUAUAUAUAUAUAUAUAUAUACAUAUAUAUAUAUACAUAUAUAUAUAUACCCCUUUCAGUGUUGACAUUUUAUAAUAAUGUAUCCUCUGCUAUAAGAGGGACCAAAGUACAAGUAUGAUAAAUUAUUUAAAAACGCUAAACAUGCUUUGGGAUAAUAUGGUGCUUUUAGGAAAUUUAUUAUCCCUUAUGUCAUGUAAGCGCCUUAUGGCAGAGUGGAAUUUUUUUUUCAAGCGUUUUUUUAUGUUUUAUUCAUUUAUUCAUUUGUUUGUUUUUGUUUAUCUGUUGUUGUUUUUUAGCCAUGAUGCAGACCUUCGAACAAAUAAAUUUCCUUCUUUUCACUAUAAGUAGCAUAAUUAUAAUUAGUUUUAUUGUAACCCACGUAGCCUGUUUAUCAAUCACUCUGUAGCAAUUUACCUAUGUAAUUAAUUCCUGAAUAUUGUUAUAAGUCAAUAUAUCUUUGUAUACGUUAUUAUAUCCUUCAUGUUAUUCCAUUAUACGAUGUCGAUUCCCACUGCAUUCAGUGGAUCACAAGAAAUAUAGAUAAUAAAAUGUGGAAAAUA